Lachancea fermentati is the source of this 1287-nucleotide messenger RNA. The record is from the annotation of a GenBank genome assembly. Lineage: Eukaryota; Fungi; Ascomycota; Saccharomycetes; Saccharomycetales; Saccharomycetaceae.
AUGGCCAAUCUGCUUUUACAAGAUCCUUUCUCUGUGUUGAAAGAGUUUCCCGAAAAGCUUUCACAGGUUAUCGAGACUCCACUUCAGAGCAGUUGUGUGAAGUUUUCGCUUUAUGGUGAUUAUCUUGCAGUAGGCUGCUCAAAUGGCGCCAUAAUCAUAUAUGACAUGGAUACAGGCAACCCCAUCACAAUGCUUGGAAACAGAGGCGGAUCUCACGUGAGAUCUAUACAAUCCUUGGAUUGGUCAUCUUCUGGACGAUAUCUGGUAUCAAGUUCGAGAGAUUGGUAUGUCAAGGUAUGGGAUUUACGUUCCCCUGGCCACCCAUUGAAGCAAAUGAAAUUCAAUUCUCCACUGUGGAAUUGUAGGUGGAACAAUUUAAAUCCCUGGCAGUGUAUUGCCACUGCUUUUGAGCAAACAAACGCUCUGUUGAUAGAUUUUCAACAUGAUAUACCAUCAUUUAAAAAGUUAUGUUGCAUUGAGGAAAAUGCGAAUAGUGGGGACUAUGGACACACUUUGGUAUUCUGCAUACAUCCAAGAUACCAGAAUUUGAUUUUAACGGGUACCUCAAAGGGAUGGAUCAAAUUCUAUAAAAUGAACAAUGAUGGCAUAUUUUUGAUUCAACAAGAGAAAUUUGCAAAUUCAAAUGCGAAACACAUGAUUAUCUCACAAGCAGGAGACAAAAUAGCAGUAAACUCAUCAGACAGAACCAUAAGGCAAUAUUCACUUGAAGUGAGUAGCGACUUAUCUGUUAUCCGAUUGUCUUUAGAGCACAAAUAUCAGGAUGUCAUCAAUAAGUUACAAUGGAACAGUAUUUUUUUCAGCAACAAUUCUGCGGAAUAUCUUGUAGCAUCUACCCAUGGAUCUUCUGCUCAUGAGCUAUAUUUGUGGGAGACAAACACUGGGACUCUGGUGCGAGUUCUUGAGGGACCUGAAGAAGAACUAUUAGAUAUCGACUGGAACUUCUAUAGUAUGUGCAUUGCGAGCAAUGGCCUCGAAACUGGAAAUGUCUACGUUUGGUCUAUUGUCAUUCCACCAAAAUGGAGCGCACUAGCACCCGAUUUUGAGGAAAUUGAGGAAAAUGUGGAAUAUCAAGAAAAGGAGGAUGAAUUUGAUCAAGUUGAUGAAUUAGAACAACAACAAGAGUUAGAUCAAGCAGAAGAGGUUCUCAUAGAUCUUAAAACCAAGGAGGACUUUGACGUAAGGGGUAAUGACCUGACUUUACCUCGAUUUAUAAUACCCAUCAACUAUGAGGAUAUCUUGAUGAUAAAGAGGUGGGAAAGAUUGUAA